Molecule: messenger RNA, 1119 nt
Organism: Oryzias latipes (Japanese medaka)
Lineage: Eukaryota; Metazoa; Chordata; Actinopteri; Beloniformes; Adrianichthyidae
Product: DNA polymerase III PolC-type
Biological process (GO): DNA catabolic process
Cellular component (GO): cytoplasm
Molecular function (GO): nucleic acid binding; 3'-5'-DNA exonuclease activity
Source: RefSeq, a predicted model, not a curated record
CCUCGCGCAAACCCGCUCCUGACGGCUGAGCGGGGCGGCGGCGGAGUUGCGUGAUGAUUCAUGUGAGGCAGAGAUCCGACCUGGACAGUUUCUCUUCUUCUGAAAUGAAAGCCGGACUCCACAGACACACCUGCAGCUCACCUGCGGAGCCUCCUGAUGAUGAGCUCAGACAGAGAAGAGCGUCCCAGCUGAUCCCACAUCUGUGACACCUGACUCCUGGAAGAUGGCUGCUGACAGCAUUAUUGUGUUCUUUGACCUGGAGACCACUGGAUUGGACACUACAGUGUGUGACAUCAUCCAGCUGGGGGCCGUCUGUGAGGGGCGGGUCUUUAACGUCUACACCCUUCCGCGACGCGCCCUCACACAGAGCGCCACACAAGUCACCGGCUUCACCGUCACUCCUGACGGGCUUUUUCUCCGGGGGAGCCGUAAACAAACCACUCCCCUUCGUGAUGCGCUCAACGAUUUCCUCAACUUCCUGCGCUCCUUUGGUCGGCCUGUGCUCCUGGCCGCCCACAACGCCAGACGCUUUGACGCCCCUGUGUUCACCAGAGUGCUGGCGCAGAACUCCCUCCUGCUGGAGUUCCAGCAGGUGGUGUGUGGCUUUCUGGAUACUUUUUUGCUUAGCAAGAGCCUGUACCCACGUCUGGCCAGUUACUCUCAGGAGUAUCUGGUCCAGACUUUUUUAGGGGAAUCGUACAACGCUCACGAUGCUGUGGAGGACGCCAAAAUGUUGCAGGAGCUGUACAGAGCAUGGAAACCUCACCCGUCGAAUGUUUUGAGAAGCACUUUCAAGGCAGCCAGAGUCUAUUGAAUUAAAAUACAUUUCUAUAAAAACCCCAAAAAGGGGGAGAAAAAGCUACACUGCUUACUUUUACUAAACUAUUUGAAAAUGAAACCCUAUUUUACAGUUGUGUUGUAUACAUAAAUAUGUAAUUCAUUGUUGAAAUGAAUGCAAUUCAGUAUUAAUUUAGUGCAGAAUUUCUUCCAUUGUUCUAUAAUCACUUUACUGUGCACUUUGAAGCUUAUGCUUACCAAUAAAGUUCAAAUUAUUUUAUAGCCUGUUUGCCUUCUUAGUUGGGAAAAUAUAACUUCAAUAAUAAAGCAUGUUGACAGUCA